AUGUGUCAUUUUCUAUUAGCAAACACACGAGCACAAUACAAGAUUUUAGCUACAAAAGAAGAAGAGCGGAGGAAGGGGAGAGGAGUUGUGAAAGAAGAACAAAAAAUGGUUUUAAGGCAAUUAUUUUGUGUUGUGUUUGUGAUCUUAUUGUUGUCAGUGGCUUCACCGUUGAUGAGAAUCAAUGCAAGACGAAUACGUAAGCCAGAUAAUGGAGAGGAUGACCAAAAAGGGUUACCGAGUAUGCUACCAAGAGGUAUAGUGCCACCUUCAGGUCCAUCACCAUGCCAUAACAUGCUUUAUCACAAGCCAACCCGUUUUGCUCCACCUCCACCUCCACCUCCUUUUGAUCCGCCGGUUCCAUCUUCUCCUCCACUUACUCCGCCUCCUCUUUCCCCUCCGUUUCCUUUUCUGUUUGAUCCUCCUCCUCCGCCUGCAGACGAGAUCAUUUGUCCGUGA
Messenger RNA from Lactuca virosa, 456 nucleotides. Lineage: Eukaryota; Viridiplantae; Streptophyta; Magnoliopsida; Asterales; Asteraceae. The record is from the annotation of a GenBank genome assembly.